AUGCCUGGACCAUGUUUGUCCGUGCUGACCUCGAAGCACAAGUCUUGCUGUCCCACUUGGUCUAUCGCAAGAGCCUCUUCUUACGGCUGGAGGAGUCCCCCUACACGGUCGGGGACCUGCAGAACCACUUCUCCACGGAUUGCACGAAGCUGGUGUUGUCCUUCUUCCACUGGUGUCAUGCGGAUCUGGUCAUCUCCGGCUGCACCUUGUUGGUGGUCGCCUGGCAUCUCACCAAGCUCAUUGGCUCUGCCGGGCUCAUGGGCAUGCUUACCGCGGCUCGUCUGCGCCACCAGGUUUGUGAUCCGGCGGCGUUUGCGAGUGGCUGCCAAGCGGAUUCAGGAAGCACGCGAUGUCCGUGGCCGGCUUUGCAAUGAGUUCUUGUCGGCGAUGCGGGUGGUGAAAUGCUUCUCCUUGGAGCCCAUGGCGCUGGAGAUGCUGGGCGGAGCCAGGGAUCGAGAAUUGGAGGCUCAAUGGUUCAAGCGGAAGGUCUUUCCGUUCCAAAACUUCCUCGGAAGCUCCGUGAGCCUCUUCGGCACCAUCAUUUCCUUCCUCUGGCUGGAGCUGGUGCUGGAUAAGCCAGUGGAUGCUGCGAUUGCCUUCACAGUGCUCUCCUGGAGCGCAUUGCUGAAGGACUCGCUGAUGGCGGUGCCCAACCAGAUCGCCACCCUGCUCGACUGCUACGUGAGUGUGCAACGCAUCCAACAGCUCUUGACCUGCCAGGCGCGGGAACUCACGCGGGAGCGUCUUGGUGUGUGA
Molecule: messenger RNA, 756 nt
Organism: Durusdinium trenchii
Lineage: Eukaryota; Dinophyceae; Suessiales; Symbiodiniaceae
Source: the annotation of a GenBank genome assembly